CAGGCGGGCGGCCAUGAGCGGAGCUGCGGGCUGCCGGGGCGGCGGCGGCGGAGAGCGGGGGCCUCGCUGGAGGAGACCGUGGAAGCUCCUGGCCCUCGGCCUCCUCUCCGCCUCCUCCGUGCUGGCGGCAGCGCCGGGCGCCGGGGCCAUGAGCAAGGAGGAGAAGCGGCGGCUGGGAAACCAAGUGCUGGAAAUGUUUGACCACGCAUAUAGCAAUUAUAUGGAUCAUGCCUAUCCAGCUGAUGAACUCAUGCCUUUAACUUGUCGUGGACGGGUGCGGGGUCAGGAGCCGAGUCGUGGGGACGUGGAUGAUGCCCUGGGAAAGUUCUCCCUGACCUUGAUUGAUACCUUGGACACUCUUGUGGUGUUAAAUAAAACCAAAGAGUUUGAAGAGGCUGUAAAAAAAGUAAUAAAGGAUGUUAAUUUAGAUAACGACAUAGUUGUAUCUGUCUUUGAAACCAACAUAAGAGUCCUUGGUGGUCUCCUUGGUGGUCAUUCAGUGGCAAUUAUGCUGAAAGACAAAGGUGAACACAUGCAGUGGUACAACGGCGAACUUCUGCACAUGGCAAAGGAGCUGGGCUACAAGCUUUUACCUGCCUUUAACACCACUAGUGGUCUCCCUUACCCAAGAGUUAAUUUAAAGUUUGGUGUAAGACAUCCAGAGGCACGAACAGGAACAGAAACUGACACCUGCACAGCUUGUGCAGGUACCUUGAUCCUUGAGUUUGCAGCUUUAAGCCGAUUCACAGGAACAUCUAUAUUUGAGGAAUAUGCACGGAAAGCUCUUGACUUCAUUUGGGAAAAGAGGCAGCGCAGCAGCAAUUUGGUGGGUGUUACAAUUAAUAUUCACACAGGAGACUGGGUCCGCAAAGAUAGUGGAGUUGGAGCGGGAAUAGAUUCAUAUUAUGAAUAUUUAUUAAAAGCCUACGUCUUGCUGGGAGAUGACAGUUUCCUGGAAAGAUUUAACACGCACUAUGAUGCCAUAAUGAAAUACAUUAGCCAACCACCUCUCCUUCUUGAUGUUCAUAUUCAUAAGCCAAUGCUAAAUGCUAGGACCUGGAUGGACUCUUUGCUGGCAUUCUUCCCAGGGUUGCAGGUAUUGAAAGGUGAUAUUAGACCUGCUAUUGAAACUCAUGAGAUGCUGUAUCAAGUUAUAAAGAAGCAUAACUUUCUUCCUGAGGCUUUCACAACAGACUUCAGAGUUCAUUGGGCUCAGCAUCCUUUAAGGCCUGAAUUUGCUGAAAGCACUUACUUCCUGUAUAAGGCUACAGGGGAUCCUUACUAUCUAGAAGUAGGAAAAACACUCAUUGAAAACCUAAACAAGUAUGCAAGAGUGCCUUGUGGGUUUGCUGCAAUGAAGGACGUUCGUACGGGAAGCCAUGAAGACAGAAUGGACUCUUUCUUUCUGGCUGAGAUGUUUAAAUAUCUUUACCUGCUAUUUGCUGAUAAGGAAGACAUGAUAUUUGACAUAGAGGAUUAUAUAUUCACUACAGAAGCACAUCUAUUACCACUGUGGCUUUCCACCACAAACCAAACCAUCUCUAAAAAGAAUACAACUACAGAAUACACAGAGCUGGAUGACAGCAACUUUGACUGGACCUGUCCGAACACUCAGAUCCUCUUCCCAAAUGACCCAAUGUUUGCUCAGAGUAUUCGUGAACCUUUGAAAAACGUGGUGGAUAAGAGCUGUCCUAGGAGUAUUUCAAGAGCAGAGGAGAGCUUGGGAAGUGGACCAAAACCACCACUGAGAGCCAGAGACUUCAUGGCCAGUAAUCCUGAGCAUUUGGAGAUACUGAAGAAGAUGGGAGUCAGUUUGAUUCAUCUGAAAGAUGGAAGAGUGCAAUUAGUGCAGCAUGCAGUGCAAGCAGCAAGUUCACUUGAUGCUGAAGAUGGCUUACGGUUCAUGCAGGAAAUGAUUGAACUCUCCAGUCAGCAGCAGAAAGAGCAGCAGCUACCUCCUCGUGCUGUUCAGAUAGUUUCCCACCCAUUCUUCGGUAGGGUGGUCUUGACUGCUGGACCAGCACAAUUUGGGAUGGAUUUAUCUAAACACAAAUCAGGGACAAGAGGAUUUGUUGCAGCCAUUAAGCCGUAUAAUGGAUGCUCAGAGAUCACUAAUCCUGAAGCAGUGAAAGAGAAAAUUGCCCUGAUGCAAAGAGGCCAGUGUAUGUUUGCUGAAAAGGCACGAAACAUUCAAAAAGCUGGAGCAAUAGGAGGCAUUGUUAUUGAUGACAACGAGGGAAGCAGCAGUGACACAGCUCCUCUCUUCCAAAUGGCCGGUGAUGGAAAGAAUACAGAUGAUAUCACAAUCCCCAUGCUCUUCCUCUUCAACAAGGAAGGAAAUAUUAUACUGGAUGCAAUCAGGGAGUAUGAGGCUGUGGAGGUGCUCCUUUCUGACAAAGCAAAAGAUAGAGACUUGGAAAUGGAGAAUAUGGACCAGAAAUUGUCUGAAAAUGAUUCGCACAAACAAAAUUCAGAAGAAGCUUCUUCAGCAUCUCAGGAUGUUGGCGCAGUCAGUGAGGAGCCUGAAGAAGGAGAAAGCUCUGACAUUUCUGACCCUGAUUCCUUAUCUCCUGCUCAGGCAGACACUGACAGCAUUUCCACUUCAGAUCAGGAUUCCUCCAUCCCUGGACCUGGUGAGGCUGAUGCUUCAGAGCCAGCAUGCACACAAGGGGAUGAGCAGCCUCAGGAACAGCAGACUGAGACAGAGUCAGACUCCAAAGUUAACUGGGACAAUAAAGUUCAACCUAUGGAAUCCAUAUUAGCAGACUGGAAUGAAGAUAUAGAAGCAUUUGAAAUGAUGGAAAAGGAUGAACUAUGACUUGUAGUAAUAACUUAUUUGCUAGUAAACAAAUGGAGAACUCUUUGGGUAGAAGUGAGGCCCUGAUAACUGAGAACUAGAAAACAUAUUCAGUAUUGUGAUGAGCAACCAGGUUUCACCUGGAAAUUAUCAUAGAAAUCCAGCACGCGCUCUUUGUUUUAAUUUUUCCUGUUCAAAAAUGGGAAUGUGCAAUUGAAGCAUUCGUGUGGCCCCACUGCGCGGUGCUGUAUCCCAGGAGGUUUGCUCAGGGAAAGAGCCUGACUUCUGCCUGCCAGGUGCCCAGAGGUGAUGCUGCCUCGGCCUCUGGGAGGCACAAGUUGAGCACGUGGGGCUGCCAGCACCAUUCAGCAGCCACCAGCAGGAGCACCUGGAGGCAGCAGGAUGGCUGCUGCCCUGCUGGGAGCAGAGCUGUGCCUGGUUUCCCUGAACCCCCUCUUGCUCUGAAGGCCUUCCUCACUAGCAGCAUGUGAAGCGAUGUUUCCAGUUGCUGUAUCUGUAAGACACAGGUAGAAGCAGUUUGGUUUUGUUCUGACGUAUUGCACCGAGACACAGUGGCAUUGCUCGUUGCUCCUUCCAUCUGCUGCGUGAAGAAUGACUGAGAUGGCCUGUGAGCUUUCUCUCUUGCUUCAAUUCCAGCUGGUAAACCUGCACAAACCAAAGGCAGUGUGCUUUGUAAGCAGGUGCUGUCAGGGAACGAGGAUGGCCUGGUUCCUUUGGGGCUGCCAGGUUAAGGAUGGCAGUGUGCUAUGAAAGUUACACGUGAGGUGAAGAUAAAGAGAUUGGGGCAAACAUUG
This is a messenger RNA of Phasianus colchicus (ring-necked pheasant), 3612 nucleotides long. It is a transcript of the gene EDEM3, whose product is annotated as ER degradation enhancing alpha-mannosidase like protein 3. Gene Ontology annotation, cellular component: endoplasmic reticulum; membrane. Lineage: Eukaryota; Metazoa; Chordata; Aves; Galliformes; Phasianidae. Gene Ontology annotation, biological process: carbohydrate metabolic process; mannose trimming involved in glycoprotein ERAD pathway; endoplasmic reticulum mannose trimming. Gene Ontology annotation, molecular function: calcium ion binding; mannosyl-oligosaccharide 1,2-alpha-mannosidase activity. The record is from RefSeq and is a predicted model, not a curated record.